AUGGAUGUUGGAGAUAAAAGUUGGAUGGAUCCCCGAAGAUUCACCGAUGAGUAUAUCCAUGGAGUUAAUGAUUUCCUAGAUAAGGCAUUUGAACGAGCUUCCAAGGAGAUGAAAUAUUAUGUCCUUGUAAGAAGGUUUUCCUCAAGAAAUACGCCACAUCCAACCAAUGAUGAUGAAAAUUUCGACAGGCAAGAUGGUAUUGAUAAACUACUUCAAGAUACUUUUAGAAAUGUUGCAGAUGACUUGAGGCAUGAAGGAGUAAGAAAGGGACUAUCUGAAGAUGCAAAGAGAUUCUUUAAGUUAGUGGAAGAAGGGAAACAAGAGUUGUAUCCGAGGUGUAAGAACUUUUCUAAGUUGAAUUUCACCAUUCGAUUAUACUUGUUUAAAUGCAUUCACAAGUUGAGUAAUGUAGCCUUUUCAGAUUUGUUAGACUUGAUAAAAGAGGUCAUUCCCUUUGCUCAGAUACCUGAGUCUUUCUACAAGGCAAAAAAGGUGAUAAAAGAUUUGGGUCUUCAUUAUGAAAAAAUUCAUGCAUGUACUAACGAUUGCAUGUUAUUCUGGAAUGACACUGCAAAGUUCAUCAAGUACUCAGUGUGUGGAUCUUCUAGAUGGAAAAAUGUUCGUGAUGACUUGACUAAUAAGGUCACUCAACUUCAAGCAAAGGUUUUAAGGCACUUUCCUUUGAAGCCUAGGCUUCAGAGGAUAUUCAUGUGUUCUGAAACAUCUGUAGCUAUGAGAUGGCAUGAUACUGAACGACCCAAAGAUGGAAAUUUAAGACAUCCUGCUGAUGGGGAAGCUUGGAAGGAUUUUGAUUCCUUGCACCCUGACUUUGCUAGUGAUGCUCGUAACGUUAGAUUGGGUCUUUCAAGUGAUGGUUUUAAUCCAUUUCGAACUAUGAGCAUUUCUCAUAGCACAUGGCCGGUUAUGUUGAUGAAUUAUAACUUAUCACCAUGGAUUUGCAUGAAACCGGAGUAUAUAAUGUUGUCAAUGAUUAUUACAGGUCCAUCGUCUCCUGGAAAUGAUAUUGAUGUAUACUUACAACCACUGAUUGCAGAGUUGAAGGAACUACGGGAAGUGGGAGUGGAAACAUAUGAUACUGUAACUAAUCAAACAUUUAUGAUGCGUGCAGCUUUAUUGUGGACAAUUAGUGAUUUUCCAGCAUUGGCAAUGCUUUCCGGAUGGAGUACCAAAGGGAAAUGGGCAUGCCCCACUUGUAAUCAUAACACUUAUUCCCAAUAUCUCAAACAUAGUCAUAAGAUGUGUUAUUUGGCUCAUCGAGCAUUUUUGCCUCAUGAUCAUCCUUAUAGAAGAGAUAAAAAAUCCUUUAAUGGUAAAGAGGAGCUUAAAGUUGCACCUACUCCUUUAUAA
Molecule: messenger RNA, 1368 nt
Organism: Solanum tuberosum (potato)
Lineage: Eukaryota; Viridiplantae; Streptophyta; Magnoliopsida; Solanales; Solanaceae
Exons: 2
Coding region: 1-1368 (455 amino acids)
Source: RefSeq, a predicted model, not a curated record